ACAAUUUCUGUCUUCCUUUCUUUCACCCAUCAUUGCUACUGCUCACUGAGUUUCUCACUAAAUUCUUUCACUUUUCUUUCUUCCCAAUCAAACACCCAGCUAGAUCAUUCAACAUGGCUUAUUCUUCUACCUCUUCCAUGAGAGCUCUCUCUUCUAUGAGAUUGACCAAACCAUCUGCUGCUGCUGCUGCUGCUGCUUCAAGAUCAAACGCUCCCACCAAAUCACUUUUGCCAUUCAAGAUUGCAAACCCAUCAUCACCUUUUACCCAUAAUCCAAGACUCCUUCUCUCAAAAUCUGCUGCUUUCAAUAACUUCAAUUUACCCAAAAGAUCUUUCUCUUGCAAGAAUCAAGCUGCCCCAUCUGAUGAUAACUCAAGACCCACUGAGGUUCAGGAACUGUGUGUUUAUGAGAUCAAUGAGAGAGAUCGUGGAAGUCCAGCUUAUCUCCGUUUGAGCCAGAAACAAGUCAAUUCUCUUGGCGAUCUUGUUCCUUUUAGCAACAAGCUCUACACCGGCGACCUGCAGCAGAGGAUAGGAAUAACAGCAGGGAUAUGCAUUUUAAUCCAAAACAAACCGGAAAUGAAAGGUGACAGGUACGAGGCAAUCUACAGCUUCUACUUCGGAGACUACGGUCACUUGGCUGUGCAGGGACCUUACUUGACUUUCGAGGACACGUAUCUUGCUGUGACUGGUGGGUCAGGCAUUUUUGAAGGAGCCUAUGGUCAAGUUAAACUCCAGCAAAUUGUUUUCCCAUUCAAGCUCUUUUACACCUUUUAUUUGAAGGGUUUAAAAACUGAUUUGCCCGAGGAGCUGCUUAGGAAGCCAACUGAACCACACCCAGCUGUUGAGCCACACCCUGAUGCCAAGGCCUGCCAGCCUCAUGCUACUGUUGCUAAUUUUACUGAUUAGGUUUAAUAAUUACCGUUGUUAAUCAUGUUUUAUGUUUGUGGGUAGUUUCUUUUUUAUUUUGUUAAUGAUGAGGUUCAGAGAAUUUGAUAAUACUAAUAUUAUAGGACUUCUGGUUAUUAGUUUUUAAUGUCGGUGAGUGGAAUGGUUGGUGGA
Ricinus communis (castor bean) is the source of this 1061-nucleotide messenger RNA. RefSeq names its product allene oxide cyclase, chloroplastic. Gene Ontology annotation, molecular function: allene-oxide cyclase activity. Gene Ontology annotation, biological process: jasmonic acid biosynthetic process. The coding region runs from base 114 to 908 and encodes 264 amino acids. NCBI's taxonomy places the organism in Eukaryota, Viridiplantae, Streptophyta, Magnoliopsida, Malpighiales, Euphorbiaceae. The record is from RefSeq and is a predicted model, not a curated record. The transcript has 3 exons.